Messenger RNA from Mya arenaria, 2495 nucleotides. RefSeq names its product solute carrier family 46 member 3-like. Gene Ontology annotation, biological process: transmembrane transport. Lineage: Eukaryota; Metazoa; Mollusca; Bivalvia; Myida; Myidae. The record is from RefSeq and is a predicted model, not a curated record. Gene Ontology annotation, molecular function: transmembrane transporter activity. The transcript is spliced from 4 exons. Gene Ontology annotation, cellular component: membrane. Bases 323 to 1834 code for a protein of 503 amino acids.
AAUAACGUAUUGUAUUGUAAAACAAUUGAUUUACCACUGUUUGGAAUCGUUUGCUCAAAAAGGUGAACAUUUACUGAUUAUUUUUAUCAAUGAGAAUGAUGAACCAAAUUGCGAAAGGCAACAAAGCGAUUACUUAAUGGGGACACUAAAGAUACAGUAUUUACACUGGUUUAAUCUUCACUACAGUGUCAAUUAUUAGCGCAGAAAAAUUUAUAUAUUAAUUGCAAUAAACAAUGGAAGAUAACCUUCACUUACCUCUACUUGUGUUAGUCAACGGAAGAAUUGGGCGGUUAAACUGACGCUGAGCACAAUAAACAAAAUCAUGGACACAACCAUGAAGAAAGAUCCAGAUGAAACGUCGCCGUUAAUAAAAUAUGAAAUAGGCAAUGAACAAUAUGAGCCUGAAGUGCAGGUGGCGUCCGAGAAAAACCCACCAUCGGGAUCCUUCCAGAAGUCAUCACCGCUUCAACCGCGCGUGACAAGACGUCACUGUCUCGUGUGGCCGGUGGCUUUUUUGUUUAUAAGCGCGUAUUCCAUGUCAUUCUUCACGUUUUCUCAGUACGUGUAUAUCAAACUUCAGAAUGAAAACUUUCCGGGAAUAAAAGUAAACACAACGACCUCAUACUGCGACGUUAAUGAAAGUUCCACUAACUUCAAAAUUCAACAGGACGUUCAACAAAAGGCAGCGAAGUGGGGUAUAUACUUGUAUCUUGCUGGAGGUUUAACUUCCAUCAUUGCAAACUUUGUUUUGGGUACAUGCACUGAUCGCCUUGGGCGGAAAUUUUUAUUCGUUGUUCCAUUUUUCGGAACGAUGAUUCGGACAGCCUACGCAAUAGUGGGAAUAAAGUACGACUUUCCGCUGUGGUUGUAUGUGCCUGGUUACUUUAUUGAAGGAUGCACAGGGCAAAUGUUCACUAUAAUACAGAUCUCGUAUAUUUAUGUUUCUGACAUUACUACUCCAGGCAAACAGCGCUCCCUUGGAAUAGUAAUCGUUGAACUAGCUCUCGGACUGGCAGGCACGUUCCCUCCUCUAGUUUGCGGCUACAUCUUGAAGGUUACAGACUCUUUUCUACUUCCGUUUUAUAUAUCGUUGGGAAUUCUAGGAUUUGCACUCCUUCUUGUGAUAGCUUUACCAGAAACGUAUCCAAAGGAGGUACGAUCGCAGCGAACGUAUUCUUCAAGACUUGAGAACCUUAAAGAUUCAUAUGACUUAUUUGUAAGCAAAGAGAACUCUGGAAAACGUUGGAUGUACAUCAUCACUUUGGCAGUUUUCUCCCUGACUACGUAUGACGUAUUUGGAAGAGUCGCAGUUGAAGGCCUGUACCUUCUGAACUACCCGUUCUGCUGGGGUCCCAGCCAGCUCGGGGUGUUCACCGCACUGAGAACUGGUUGCCAACAGAUCGUUGGAAUGGCCAUGAUUAAGGUGCUCCACCUCUGUUUUAACGAUGAACUCAUUGCCGUGAUCGGCUGUCUCUCGUACGGAGCCUCCUUUGUGCUUCAGGCCUUUGCAACAAAUGAUCUCAUGAUGUACCUUGUGGCGGUGAUUGGUGUAUGCGGGUUGCUCACCAUCCCGAUGAUCCGCUCCAUAAUGUCCCAGAUGACGUCCCCGCAUAAACAAGGAGCUGUGUACGGAGCUAUCGGCGCUGCAGAGACCUUCGUGAACUUACUGGGGGCCGUGACGUCACAGUCCGUGUAUAUCGCCACUAUCAAGGUCAUGCGAGGAUUCACAUUUCUCGUCUUUGCAGCCUUUAACGUCAUCAGCCUGCUCCUUAUGAUAGUGUUUGUGAUCGGGAGCCGAGGUUCGAAACUUAAGUACCACCAAUCUAGCGAUUGACUCUAAACUAAAAAGACGUAUGUUUGGUAUCAGUAAAAGGCAAACUUAAUCACUUUUAUGACUACAAUGUUUCGUCGAUAUAACAUUAUACGAUUAGACAGUUUUAAUGAAUAAAGGAUUAUUGAGUCAACUAUUUUACUUUAGUUGUUCAUGAAGUGAGAUAUAGUGCAGUCUUACACUGAAACAGACACUUUUAUGUUUAAAAUAUGCCUAUAGAGUAUAUAAAAUGAUAUUUAAUUGUAGUUUCUCAGAAAAGCGCGCCAAAUUUCAUGCAAACAAAAUGCCAUUUCGAAAAUGACGUCUUUGAAAUUUUAUCCCAGCCCAGCGCACGCUGACGUUUGACGGAGUUGAGAGCUGGCUAAAAUUUCAAUUUUGUGAUUUUUGUUUUGCUCACCGUUUGAAAAUAUCAUUUUGAUAGUUUUUCGCAUAAAUAUUUACAUUAAAGCUCGUCUAGUGUAUUUGCAUUUCCAAAAAAUCCUUUUCAUGAAGUUGUAUCAUUUCAUCAGUACUCUAACACAUUCAAAUUAUGUAUGCCCCUAUUUCGACAACAAAAGUCAUUUCGCAUUAUAUAUAUAUGUGGGGUAAUUUAAUUUUAUUUAAUACCAACAUCUUUUCAAAGUUGAAGGAUAGUAGGUUUUGCAAAAUUAUUCGAUUGCUGUCU